Messenger RNA from Vicia villosa (hairy vetch), 918 nucleotides. RefSeq lists its product as uncharacterized. The record is from RefSeq and is a predicted model, not a curated record. The transcript has 5 exons. Lineage: Eukaryota; Viridiplantae; Streptophyta; Magnoliopsida; Fabales; Fabaceae. The coding region runs from base 1 to 918 and encodes 305 amino acids.
AUGUGCUUUACUUUGUUUGAUACAGGUUCAAUGGCUUCAGAUAAAGAUGCUCCACCUGCAAACUCACAAGAAAACUCACAAGAAAGAGAUGCUCCGGAUACAAAUGCUCCACCUGAUACUGAAGCAAAAGAAGUUGCACGAGGCAUCACGAUUAUGAAGGGAAUCAUACGACAUAGAGACCAAGGAUUAGUAUACCCUUUGGAAUGGAAUUCUGAAAACCAACCAAUUGGUCCUAAUUCUGCAAAGUUGACAAGUUACAUUGGUACACUUGUUCGUAUGCAUAUUCCAAUCUCCGUAGCUAAAUGGAAUAUGAAGAGUGACGACUUGGAUAAUAAAAAAAAGGCGAUUUGGGAAGAGCUUCAGAGGACCUUUGACAUACCAGAUGAGCGUAAAAAGUACAUACUUAGUUUGGCCGGAAAAAGAUAUAGAGGGUGGAAAGCUUUUUUGACAAAUAACUAUCUUAAGGAUAAAGAUGGAAACUUUCUUGAAGAGGCGCCGGGAAGACCACUAAAGUAUAAGAUCUUCAUUGAUGAAGAAGAUUGGGUUAAGUUUGUAAAUCAAAGAGAUGAAGCUUUUCGGAAAAGGAGUGUCACAAAUAGCGCGAGAGCAUCAAAACCCGCAUAUCCAUACAAAAAAGGGCGUAUGGGAUAUGCACGCUUGGAGGAUAAAAUUUUGGAGGAGUCUAAAAGUGAGGAAACCUCACUUCCUGUACAUGUGUUGUGGAGGGAAGCUCGGGUGGGCAAGAAUCAAGCCGUCGAUCCCGAAGUUCAGAGAGUGUAUACUGAAUGUGAGACCUUGUCGCAAUCGGUGUCCACCGGUGAGGAUCAUGAUGAUAGGAGCGUACUUAGUAGAGCCCUACAUUCUCCUGAGGCAUUUCUUCUUGCCAACUAUUCUUAUCGGCACCGUGUUAUCGCCUAG